UCUUCUUUUUGCUUCAAUUUCAUCAUGGAAUCACACAUCUCUCACCAAAUCGCAGAAAUCACCAAUCCAACCAACGUCAAGGAUGAUGAUGAUAAUCAAUUCCAGAAUUGGAAGUCUCUGAUUAUUCCAUUGUCGAAGAAGAAAUUCAAGGUGUUUGGUUCUCAACAUCUCAAUAUAGAUGGCGGUGAUGUCGGCGGUGGUGGUGAGAUUGCGGGUGAAAAUGGUGGUGCUAUCUGCAGAAGUGAUAAGUAGAUGCAACUGCAUAGACGAGGAGAUUUGGUUUUUGAAACGGAUUUCAGAUCUGAUCGAAACAGUGGCGAUCAAGGGUUAGGGGUUCAAGUGCAAUGUUUCCUUAUUGAGGGGGGAAAUUGCAAUUUGGACAUUUCAAUGGGGAGCGCAGUCCAGUCCUCCAUCCAGUCACCAGUUCUUCAAACAACAUUCUAACUGGAAACCAGAUUUAAAGAAGGAAUUUCUCAAGAUUGUUACUGGAUAAAGAAAAUUGAAGUAGGAUUUUAGUAAGAUUCUUACUGGAAACGAGAUUUGAAGAAGGAAUUUCACAAGAUUUCAUUAGUAAAGGGAGUGUUCAAGUUGGAGUUGCUCAAGAUUUCUUCUGCGAGUGUUGAUUCAUCUUCUGCUUCUGUCACUUCCACCGUUCUUCAAACCAGAAUAUCAAGAAAUUGGAAUUUGGUUCAAUAUGCAUGUACAUCAAAUAUGCGUAUUUUGCAAGUACAGAGGGGAGUCUGCCUGUUUGCAACGUUCAGAUGAACGACAUCAUCGUUUGUUUAGACCGGACGAUGUUGGUGCUACUUUUAGGUAUUAUAAUGCCCAGCCUUUUAAUCUACCAGUCAGCAAGGAGACCAAAAACCGAAUACAAGUCAUCGUGAACAGAUUUCAAAAUAUUGUUGGAUUCCGAGAUGAAAUCUAUGGGUUAGCUGGAAUUAUUUUACUACUCGAGUUUAUCUUGGCUGUAAAUACUGCUCACUACGAGAGUCUCAUACGUAAUUACGGACCGAAUCCUCCAACAGCAGUACACAUUAGACCAGAUUAUCCAGUGCGACCUCCACAACAAAAUGCAAGUUUCAAUUAUUCAUUUGUCUCGAUAAGUAGUGCACAGCAACCACAGCGUCAACCAUGUCCAGCAUGCAUCUAUCUGGCGAGAAUUUGCCCAGAGAAUUGUCAGUUAGGUCAAUACUUUGAGUCACUUUUUCGGGAAGAUCUCAGAAAUGUGGAAGAUUUCAGAAAUGUGUGUCGUUCUCUUUUUACACGACCAUCCCUAGUUUAUAAUAAUACUAGUCAGCAGAAACUAAAAAGUUCUGAGGUGAAACACAUAGGGGACAAUACGAGACGUUUUGAUAAUGAAAUUUUAAAAUCAUGUCUCAUGUAUGGGACGACCGGCAUUAUGCUAUCACUGGUCAGACGUUUGCUUGAAGUUAACAGUAACAUUGAUAAUCAUUGGAGACAAUUGGUACUACAACAUGGUCAGCACCAUCAACAAGUACCUCGACAAUACCCGUCAGCACCAGUGGUUGGACAACCACAAUAUCCAGCAAAUUUGAAUACGGGAGGUCAGCCACAACAGCAGCAACAACGACAGCUUCAGCUUGGUGUUGCCAAGAGAUCUCUGGAACAAGGUGAAUCACAAAUGCGCAUACAACGGCAACGACUGCAAGGACCACCAAAUCAACCACUUCAGACAUAUGGAGCACCGCCUCGAUUACAGAAACCAGCACCAUUUCAGCAACCAUAUCCACCAGCAGCAUUUCAGCAACCACCAUACCGUGUACGAAUGCAGGUACAUCAAACACGACCAGCGCCUCGAUCACAGCUAUCAGCAGUGCCAUCUCAAUUUCAGCCACUUUUUGCUGGUAUGAACAGCUCCUCAUCAGCAUCAUCAUCUCACUCUCAGUUGCAGUCUCACCAACAUCAUUAUCAUAGUUCCAUCAGUUCCUCAUCAGCUGCACUGGUGGGACAGCCACACCCACAACAUCGAGCGCCACAGGAUCCAUAUGAUUUUUCAACUAUACGAUUUACGGGUGAUGGAGAGAACUCUGGUUGGGACACAGAGCAGGAACAGCUCCAUCAAAGAUUCCCACCGUACCGAAUACAAAGGCAGGGAUAUCAAAUACGGCCAGUGCUUCAAUCACAGCCACAAGCAGUGCCAUCUCAAUCUCAGCCAGUUUUUGCUGGUAACAACUCCUCAUCAGCAUCAUCAUCUCAGUCUCAGUUGCAGUCUCACCAACAUCAUUAUGUUAGUACCAGCAGUUCCUCAUCAGCUGCACUGGUGGGACAGCCACACCCACAGCAUCAAGCGCCACCAGAUCCACCCGAUGAGGGACAGCAGUAAUCCUUGGGAAUAAUUGUUAAGAAAUAUCUCAUUUCAGUCGGAUAUCGCUGUUGUUUACGUGCUAAUAGAAAAAACUUACAGAAUAUUUCUUGUUGUAAACUUAGAAAUAUUCAAGGUUUCUCAUUUCGGGAUA
This is a messenger RNA of Papaver somniferum (opium poppy), 2477 nucleotides long. RefSeq names its product basic-leucine zipper transcription factor A-like. The coding region runs from base 695 to 2344 and encodes 549 amino acids. The record is from RefSeq and is a predicted model, not a curated record. NCBI's taxonomy places the organism in Eukaryota, Viridiplantae, Streptophyta, Magnoliopsida, Ranunculales, Papaveraceae. The transcript has 4 exons.